Molecule: messenger RNA, 2233 nt
Organism: Oncorhynchus mykiss (rainbow trout)
Lineage: Eukaryota; Metazoa; Chordata; Actinopteri; Salmoniformes; Salmonidae
Gene: fbxo15
Product: F-box protein 15
Cellular component (GO): SCF ubiquitin ligase complex
Molecular function (GO): protein binding
Source: RefSeq, a predicted model, not a curated record
GUGCAGCCUAUCUGUAACCAUGACUACUGGACGAAGCUAGACAACUUUUCCGCAGUUUCAGAGAGGGCUUGGAUGAAGGCACCGCCAACCGAGGGUAGAGGACCUACAGGCGAAAAGAAGUGCGGAAGUCCUAAAAUAAGAAAAAUCAUGACCACAAAAUCCCCGGGCACGAGCCCUCAAAGAUGCUUGGCUACCAACAAUGCAAAACGUGUGCCACUGACACAGAAAAAGGCCACUGUACCCAGCUGUCCAGUACCAAGCAAGGUACCAACAAAGAGACUCACCUCUCUGCUACCAAGGUCUGCUAGACAUGCUGCCAGUGCCAGGCCAGCUGGCUGCACCCAGAACCACAUAGAGCAUCUGCCACCUGAGAUUCUAAUGAAGAUCUUGUGGAACCUGGAUGCCUCUUCUCUCUACUGCAUUGGCUACGUCAACAAGCUAUUAUAUAAGCUGGCCAAAAACAAUGCAAUGUGGCGUAAAAUCUAUUCUGCAAAAUAUGGGGAGAGUAAGAAAUUGAAGGCCAAGCACAUGGACGAGGUUGUGGAGAAGCUGAGUGUGAUGAAAGUUCAUGAGAGACCAGGGGGCUACUGGAGAAGGCUGUACUUUAGGACCAUAGCUGGCUACAACCACACCAAGUGGUUGAAGGAGCUGAGAACCAUCAAUCCCUUCACAGGCCUUCCCAGCCACACAGAGAGAGUCCUCAGAGAGCAGCGUGUGGCCUGGGAGAUCACAGUGCGUGACAGGUCGGUCUGUGAGGGGACUUUUGAACAGAGCCACACCUACUACAGUGACUCGUCAGUGACAUUGUGCUGGACCAACGGUUCAUGGCCCGCCUUCCACCAACUCUCUACCAUACAGCUUCACGGUGUCAAGAGAGUUCCCCUCAAAUGUCCCAGCGCCAUCAAGCCAGGCUGGAGGUCUCUGAUGGCUCAGUUGGAUAUUGACACCAUCUCUAAGAGCAGCCAGGUGAUUGGUGGAGACAGACUGGUCAAGUUGGUGCUGCUGUCGCCAGGCAUCGUCAUCGGCAUCUGGAGGGGCCAGUCGUCCAUAGCCUUUGUGAUGGCCACCUUCCACUACCACAGGCUGUUGGAAAGGAGUCUCCUGGGCUCGUCUGUUUGCCCCUACAACAUUCCAGAGAACAGGCCUCUUUUUGACGACGUGGACCCAAACUACGGUCUCCAUGGUUACACGCUACACAUUACCCUCCACAACACUGUGACGGAGAUCAUGUCUGGCCACUUCCCUCAGCUCUUCUGCCGGAAAGGUCAGAUCAAUGAAGGUUUCAUCCAGCUGAAUGCCAUCAUCAGGAGUAACCAGUCUCAGCAGACCCCUCUCUCUGCCAGGGUCAGCCUGCCCUGGAGGUCUGAUGCUCUGGAGGGGACUGUGAAGAACUGCUGCAUGAUGAGCCUGACUCUGCUGGAUGAGUCCCAGAUACCCUUCUGGUGUGUCAGCACGCCUGUCUCCAUGGUGCUGGCCAAUGAGGAGCCUUUCUCCUAUGACUACCAGGGCCAGCACUUCCUGAUCAAGUACAAGGAUGCAGAGGGAAAGGUACAGAUGCACGUGGUGCUGCUGGAGGAACAGAGACAGUUCUUCCUUAUUAAUCUGGUUGUCUACAUCAGCACAGUCAAAGUCAACCAGCACUUUGGGAGAGCCUAUUAAGGCGACUGUUUAGGGGGUACUUUUCCCGUCUGUAUCAAGAAUGGUCUGCAACCCAAAGGACAUCCAGCCAACUUGACAUAAUUGCAGGAAGCAUUGGAGUCAACAUGGCCCAGCAUCCCUGUGGAACACUUGACACCUUGUAUAGUUCAUGCCCCGAUGAAUUGAGGCUGUUCUGAGGGUAUAAGGGGGGUGCAACUCAAUAUUAGGAAGAUGUUCUUAAUAUUUUGUACACUCAGUGUAUAUACAGUGCAUUCGGGGAAGUGCACCAGUCCCUACUGCAGCAAAGCACCCUGGGGAUGUGAUGAAAGAAAUAAAAGCUGAAAUAAAUCAUUCUCCCUUCUAUUAUUCUGACAUUUCACAUUCUUAAAAUAAAGUGGUGAUCCUAAUUGACCAAAGACAGGGAAUUUUUACCAGGAUUAAAUGUCAGGAAUUGUGAAAAACUGAGUUUAAAUGUAUUUGGCUAAGGUGUCUGUAAACGUGUGACUUCAACUGUACUUCCGUCUGAAGGCAUAUACUUCCGCGUAUGCUGUGCAUUGCUACCGAACCAAAAAAUAAAACAAAUUGAAUAAGUCAA